ACAUAUGCAUGCGCGCUCUCGCGUGUGCCGGAGCCGGGGGCGCUGCGCCCGCGUGUGCCGGGAGCGGAGAGCCGGGAUCCGGGAUCUGGGAUCGGGAUGGGCAGCGCGGCCGCGCCGCUGCGGGUGCUGGUGGACAUGGACGGGGUCCUGGCCGACUUCGAGGGCGCGGUGCUGCGGGAAUUCCGCGCCCGCUUCCCGGCGGAGCCGCGCGUGGAGCUGGAGGAGCGCAGGGGCUUCUCGGUGCGGGAGCAGUACCGCAGCCUGCGGGAGGACCUGGCGGCCAAGGUAGCCAGUGUCUAUGAGUCGCCUGGCUUCUUCCUAGACUUGGAUCCAAUUCCGGGAGCCCUGGAAGCUGUGCAGGAGAUGCUCCACAUGCAGGACACUGAAGUCUUCAUUUGCACGAGCCCUCUCUGGAAAUACGAGCACUGCAUUGUGGAAAAGUAUAAGUGGGUAGAGAAACACUUGGGACCCGAGUUUGUGGAGCGGAUUAUUCUGACCCGAGACAAGACCGUGGUGGCUGCUGACCUGCUGUUUGAUGACAAGGACACCAUCCAAGGCGCAGAGCCCAACCCGGGCUGGGAGCACAUCCUGUUCACCUGCUGCCACAACAGGCACGUCCAGCUGCCAGCCCCGCGCCGGCGCCUGCGCUCCUGGGCUGACGACUGGAAGGCCAUCCUGGAAAGCAAGCGGAGGCAGUAGUGCAGGAAGGGGAUGCUGCAUUCUUCCCACUGCCAGGGAACAACCAGCCCAUCUCCUCCCAUGGCCAGGAGGCACUGUCACUGCAGGGGUCAGUCACAGUAAAUGAGCUGCUCCUGUCACACAGUGCUCUUGGGUUUCUGGAAGAUUGCUCUGCACUCAGUUAAUCUCUGUAGCAUUUUGGAUGUUUGCUGUAGGAGAAGAGAAAUUAUAAACUACAAGCAGCUGUGGUUGGA
This is a messenger RNA of Corvus hawaiiensis (hawaiian crow), 932 nucleotides long. It is a transcript of the gene NT5C, whose product is annotated as 5', 3'-nucleotidase, cytosolic. The transcript is spliced from 5 exons. Gene Ontology annotation, molecular function: 5'-nucleotidase activity. Lineage: Eukaryota; Metazoa; Chordata; Aves; Passeriformes; Corvidae. The record is from RefSeq and is a predicted model, not a curated record. Gene Ontology annotation, biological process: pyrimidine deoxyribonucleotide catabolic process. The coding region runs from base 97 to 699 and encodes 200 amino acids.